GAUACUUAGGGGAUAAAUCAUCUGGAGUAGCUGCAUUUUUUGCAACUCAGUCUCUGGUUAAGUCGCUUCUGCUUCACUUACUGCCGAGUCAUUCGAUCGAAUCUCACUCUUUCCUUUCAUAUCUUUUUGGGUUCAGGCCUUCAUCUGUGUAAUUCUCAUAUGUAACAGUCGAUCGAUAGUUUUGCAGACCUAGCUGAAUAUUGUAACAAGCUUGCUGAAUCUCUCCUUCUAAUCCUGUUUUCGAGCAUUGUCAUCUUCCCCACUACCUGUUCCAAAUUUCAAAUCAAUACUAGUCAUUUGGCAAUCCUUACCACCAAGUUUUGUUUGGAUUUGAGUCUUUAAGGCACACAUUUUUCUGGAUUUUGAUCAAAUUUGUCUUCAUUUUGCCUUGUUUCUCUUCUAAUUUGUCUAAAAGGUUUGCAUUAUUUUAGCCAAUCUAGUCCUGUUCCAUUUCCUGAUCUGUCUGGUAUAUUAUCAAGUGAGACUUUAUCUAUAGGCUACAAUUUUCUUUCUCUUCUCCUUCUUUCUUUCUAUUUAAGUGUGAGAAGUUUGGUUUUCUCAGAAGAAACAAGAGAAUAAAGAAGAGUACUUCCUCCAUUCAAGGGAGAGGAUAAACAGGGGAUCACAACCACAACUGAACUGCUCUCUUUUAGUGAGGAGAAAGCAAGGAACAGACACAAAUACUCUCUUUCAUUAAGAGAUAAGAAGAAGAAAGCAGGUGGGUCGGUCUCUUUCUAUUUUGUGAGAGAUGGACAAUGUGAAGAGGAUGGCCUCACAAAAUGCAGUGGUGGUGUUUAGCAAGAGCACAUGCCCCAUGAGCCAUGCCAUCCAGACCUUCUUCCAUGAUCUCGGUGUCCACCCCACGGUGCAUGAGAUCGAUGAGCUUCCUAACGGGAGAGAGAUAGAGAGAGCGUUGGCGAAUUUGGUAGGCCGGGGCCCUCCGAUUCCGGCCACUUUUAUUGGGGGCCAGUUCGUGGGCCCCACUGAUAAGGUUAUGUCUCUUCACCUCAGUGGGAAGCUUGUGCCCAUGCUCAGAAAGGCAGGGGCCCUUUGGCUUUAGAACAUCUGCUCUGAUACCAUGGUGAAGUCCCUUUGGCUUUAGAACAUCUGCUCUGAUACAAUGGUGAAGUGGUUAGCUAUGAGUGUAGAAUAAGAAAGAUGGUGUAGCUCUAGUAGGUUUUCUGUGUCUUUUUUCUUCUGAGGUUUAUGUAUAUUUGGGCUCUUUUUGUUUAUAAGAGCAAACUUAUGGGCAUUUUAAGAGAGAAUGUAAUAUUUCAUGAAGUGUUCAAUAGA
Messenger RNA from Amborella trichopoda, 1293 nucleotides. Its product is annotated as glutaredoxin-C1. The record is from RefSeq and is a predicted model, not a curated record. NCBI's taxonomy places the organism in Eukaryota, Viridiplantae, Streptophyta, Magnoliopsida, Amborellales, Amborellaceae.